Molecule: messenger RNA, 3925 nt
Organism: Gopherus flavomarginatus (Mexican gopher tortoise)
Lineage: Eukaryota; Metazoa; Chordata; Testudines; Testudinidae
Gene: MUC4
Product: mucin 4, cell surface associated
Exons: 14
Coding region: 107-3688 (1193 amino acids)
Biological process (GO): cell-matrix adhesion
Source: RefSeq, a predicted model, not a curated record
UCCCGGAGGGCGGAGGGAGGAGACCUGCAUCUCCCAUUAGCUGCCUUUUCCCUAGCUCACUUCUCCACCUUCGCAGGUCUCACUUCUCAGCGCUCUUCAUUGAGCCAUGGGGCCCUGGAGCCCAAUCUCCUGGGCCUGCUUAGGCUGCUGGCUGUGGACUCUACACGCCUGUGCAGCCCUGGAGCCCACCUCUGCGAUCCCAGAGGAUGAGUUAACCCCUGGAGCCGGGUCUCCCACAGAGGAGGGCAGUUUGCUCCGUGCCAGAGUCCUGGCAGCCAUAGAGACAGCAGUCACCUCGGCAGCACGAUCGCCUCCGUCCCUGUCCGACAUGGCUGCAAACCCUGACGUGACUACGUUGCCUGGAGAAAGCACCAUUUCAAGUAGCCACGCCAGCGAAGCCAGCGCCUCUUUUCCAACAGAAGUAGCAACAGCUAGUUUGGUGUCAGCAGUGAAUGGGGACAACGUAAAUUCUGUCCCUGAAACAGCGUCUUCCCCCCUAGAGCCAGUAGCGAGCGGCAGUGAAGCAGGGGCGACCCCUACAGAAGAAGCAGAAACUUCAGCGAGCGUGACCAACUCUUCGCACGCUUCUCCGGAAAACAGGACAGUUACCAUGACUCCGGCAGGUGAAGCGGUCGCCACGUUGGCCUUGUUCUACUCCAGCCCAAAAUACCCUCACCCGACCCGCUUCUCACAUUCCGAGUUGGAGGUAACGGGAUCCGUUCCUGGCGCGUUCUCCAGUGUCACCACCUCCUCUCCUCUCUCUGCAGCUCCUGAGGACGGGAGAGCCACACCCGGCAUCCACUGGCACUGUUGUGCUGACUUGGCAUCCACUGGCACUGUUGUGUCUAAUGGAACACCUCCCUCUCCAUCAGUGGGAGAGGUGGAGUCAACUCCUGCAGCGUUCCUGUCUCCCGCUGCCUCUCCCACUGAGGCCCCUGUUUCAGAGACCAAAAGUCCAGGGCAUGAUGGGUCUAGUGCUCCAAAAUCCCCAGAACCACCUUCAGAGAGCGAGGCAUCUGCACUGGCAGGGGAAACAUCCCCACCUGCCUUUGUAGCUGGAGCUAGCAGCCACAACAUCAUCAGUGCGGGCACCCGGAGUGAAACAGAUCCCUCGCCCUGGAGCGUAGAGCUGAGUCCAGCCCCCAUGGACAAUCUGCCAACAGGAGAACCUGGAGCGUUGGCUGUGGAUUCUCCUCAGCCAUCCUUGACUCGCGAGACAGCGCUGGCCCCAGCACCUGCAGAAAACAGAGGGGAUAUGGCUAGUCUGGUGCCUGUGGCGCAUGGAGAAACCCCAAUUUCCAACCCCAAUCUCCAGAGUGCAACAAAUCCCUCACCCUCUGUCCCAGAGCAGAGUCCCGGGGAAGCAGAGCUGCCUGCAGGAGAAACAGCAGCCUUGGCCAGUACCGAAGCAUCCCCCCAUGCGCCCUUAGGAGACAGGACUGUGACAGGCAGACUGGCUCCAGCGGGAGGAACAUCCCCACCUGCCUUUGCAUCUCCCAGCGGAGCCCUAGCUGAGCCUGAAACGAUGGGCGAUGCAACAAACGGAUUGUCCGGUGCUCUCGGGGCUCCCCAUCCAGCCCCUGCGAGGGAGACGUCUGCAGGCAGCGAGGGAACGUCUGCGUCCAUCUUUGUAGUGCCUGGGGAUCCAGCCUCUGUCCCCACCGUCUCAGACUCACCGGGAGGCCCCAGCACCAUGGGUUCUGCUCCUCCAUCUUCAGCUGGUGAGAGAGUUACCGUCCCCCCUGUAGCUAUAGAAGGAAGAGGGGACGUGGCUGGUUCCGCGUCCGCAGCCAAUGAGGAAACCACCACCUCUAACCCCGAUGCCCAGCAUGCAGAGGCGAGUCGAGCAGGUGGGGAAGAGCUGCCCCCAGGAGAAAGAGACGCUAGGGUCAAUGCUGAGACUUCCCCAUAUUCAUCCUUAGGGGAUGGGAGAGUGACAGGAAUACACACGCCAUCUGGGGAAAGAAUCCCAGCUGCCUUUGCUUCUCCAGGCGAAACCGUUGCUGGCCCCUCAGCUUCAGAGACUGCAUGGCCAGGACUUUCGUUUCCUAGUGCCCUGGUGCCCUCCUCCUCCUCUCCUGAGAGACCGACAGUAAUUGGGCCCGCUGGGGUUGCGAAAGAAGCAGCCAUCUCUGCCGGUGACUCAGGAGUGCCCGCAGCAUUCCCAGCGCUGCAGGCAGUGACCGGGCAAUCGCUAACGAUGCUACGCCUGGCCACCUCUUGUACUCCCGCCGCCACGGGAUCCCACUCCCCUUCCCUCCAUUCGGAGAAGGGGAAAACACCCCCAGAACCAGGGGCUAACCUGGGCUUGGCUGGUGUCCCCCACGUGCCAGCUGCCACCACUCCAGCACCCUCCAGAGGACGGGCAGCGACACCGUUCCCCCUCUUGGGAACAACAGCCCUUCGGUCCGAUACUAGAGCAGGGUUUGUCCAGGAGAGAACAGCAUCUGUUUCAGCUAGGACCAGAGAGGCCGCCACAAGUGGUACAGGACAGUCAGCAACAGUUGCAGCCGUGCCACUGUAUCCAUAUGGAGCAAAGGAAAGCGAUCAGCAAUACGUGGAGAGAAGAGUGGAUUUUAACUCUCAUGUCUUCAAACCUGAGAUUGGGUUCCCGUUUGGGAAAACGCUGCGCGAUUCUCUAUACUUUACAGACAACGGACAAAUCAUUUUUCCAGCCUCGGACAGUGACGUGUUCCCAUCGCCAAACCCACCUCCCGGAGGAUUUACCGGCCGUGAGAAAGUUCCAGUGAUUGCUGUGUUUUGGGCUAACGCUGAUUUCUCCAAAGGCGUUGGCAGCACGUUUUACCAGGAGUUUGUUACUCUGGAUUCUGCUGAACACCCCUUUGUCCAAGACGUGGAGACCAAGAUUCGGCGAUACCUGAAGACUUCGUACUCUGCAAAAUGGACCCUUAAGAUCACCUGGGAGAAGGCCCCGGCCUAUCCAGCAUGGCAGCCCGUCACUCGGACAAACACAUACCAGGCUGUCCUCACCACGGAUGGAAUCAAGUCCUAUGUCCUCAUCCUUUACCAAGAUGGUGGCAUGCAAUGGGAUUACACCAAGCUGGGUUUGACCAGCGUGCUGAUGGGCUACUCCAGCGGGGAUGGAUUUUACCGAAAUGACGAUCUGACCCGAAGGCCCCCAGCAGCCAAAUAUCGCCCCGACCAGUUCAGAGGCUACAACACAGAUCUGCGUGGGCUGUGGAUAUACAGUCUAGCCAGUCACGUGCGUGUGAACUACAGACUGAGGUGUCUGGCCUGGCUUAGCAAGCAGCAAGAUCCUGCCAGUUGGAAUAGGGAUCUGCCAUCCUGCCCUUGCUCUCUGCGACACGGAGCGUUGGAUCGGCACUACCGAUGGAGCAGAGGAGGUUUGGCGGACGCCCGUGUGACGAUGCUGUAUCCAGCCUCCCCAAACCAAUACGGCGCCGGGAUCCGGUGUCUCUACAACAGCCAGAACAAGCUCAUCGACGGGCGGCAGGAGAGAUCCUGGAAGGCCUCGCGCCAAGCGUCCCCUAACCGCGAUGCAGAGUUAAAGUUACAUGACUGGUGCUGCCGGCAGGCGGGGAGCCCCCAGCUCUGUGCUAAGUACAGCCAGAAGAGACCAAAGAUCAGCUGUGCUGAACACAGGCUGCCAAACCAAACAACAUCCUCAGAAGAGUCAGCAAGCCACUCCGAGGAGGCAAGAGAUUGAGAAUCCAUCUACUCCAGGCCUUUGCUAUUCUCCACAGCCAGCCUCACUCCUCUAACACUUUGCUAAGUGGGACCAGUAUAGAAUCUGUUAUGCGAUUUGGGAUCUCCUCUGUGGAUCGUAGGGCUGAAGUGUUCCUCAUUCGCAGAGUUGGUGGGAUGCUUGGGGGGGGGGGGGAAUCCAGCGGCUUUUUGCAAGAGGGCGUCUGUGUUACCCAAAGAGCAAUUCCUGUUUGCAAAU